UGGAACUGAAUACGCGAAGGUCUACAGCGUAGCUGGUCAUUUCGACAAAUGGCCGCUUCCGCAAGCAAUCCGUCCCUCACAGAAUUAAGCGGACAUUUGAAGGUCUAGUGCAAGAAUAAGCCAAUGUCAUGGACAUCUAUGGAGCGGAUAUCGCUGUCCGUUGUUGCCUGGUUCUCAUUUGGUACAUAUAUAUCGGUUAUGUGCUAAAAAUGAAAUCGUUGUUCCCGACACUGAAGGCAACGCGGAAACCGCGAGGUCAACGGUCCUUAAGGGUGUGGGGCAUGAAUCAUACCUCUUUUUUACCCGCACCAUAUCCUAACAGCCGACGAGCAUCUGUGACAGUACUUUGCUUGACGAAGAUGUCUGACAAACCGCAGCACCGACCCCCUACUAAGAAACGACAUUCCAAGCUACAGCGAUUACUGUGUUGUUCAAGUAGCUCAUCUGCAGUUCUCAGCCCAUUCGAUGUACAUCCUCCAACAUCCGCAUCUCAGCCAAUCAUCGGCAAUGGUGUCGCCUUGAAGCAUCGCCCUCACUUUAUCGCAUUCGAUGUGCCGCGGUUGACCACCAAGACGCCAUAUGAUCAUAGCGAAGAAGGAUUUUGGGACUUCCCAGAAAGGGCUGGAUGGAUGUUGGAUGGGAAGGCAGAAUACAGAAAGUUUCCGAACGGUAUUGAUUGGGAUACGAAGGAACUGGAUGAGAGGUACCAAUGUCGUCAGCAAUCAAUCCCCAAAGCAGACGCGUCUCGCAGGCCUCCGGAUUCGUUGAAUCUCAAGUGCUUCCGUAUUGACGGGAGUGACACCUCACUCAGUGAAGAGGUCGCCUUCCAGCAGGCUUGGUUAUUCUUUGGCGUUGUCGCUGAGCUUUCAGUCAUUUCCGGAGCCUCGGCGGUGCUGGCCGCUGAGAAGGUCCCUGGCACUCAGUCGGAAAUGAAGACUUCCACAGCGGUUCUCGACACCCUGCACCUGAAAUGGCUAAACGCACUGAAAGCAUAUAGUGCCGACGAACGGGACACACGUCUAAAGCGCAUGCUCCAAGUUGUCAAGCAUGUCCUGUCUUUGCAGACAGUCAUCUCUACCCAGAAAAGCGACGUCGAAGAACCCCGACUGCUCACCUACGAGGAGUGCAAGGUUCUCCUAUCUAUCCGUCUUUUAUUCCGAGCCAUAUUGCUCACGUUGGCUUUAUCCGGAGGAUGCGACUUGACGGAGCUUCAGUUCUUAAUGAAUCCUCAGCUCCAACAGUCAUUUCCUGCGAAUUGGGAUGAGUUGAAGGACUUCUCCAUUGACGAGAUGCUGGCGAAUGGUUGGUGCAAAAGCGAGUGCAAGUUGUUGGAACCCAUGGAUGGGUGCUAUAACUUCUUCGCAACUCGGCUCACACGGUGGCCGAUGGAUCACAGCAAAUGCAACGACUUCAUAUGUCGAGCUGAUCAGGUCAACGAAGAGACUUACAAGACAGUACACGUCGAGCCCCACUGUCAGUGCUCUGUCGUUACGGUUCAUCCUGAAGACCUCUGCAAGGUUUUGGAUAAGGGGAAGGUGCCGCGGAUCAUCAUAUCUAAGGACUUCAAGCUGUCAAUGAGCGAGAGCCAGCCGUACGCUGUUAUAUCUCAUGUCUGGUCUCAUGGACUUGGCAACCCUAACGAGAAUGCGCUUCCUUUGUGUCAAGUACGACGUCUGAAAGGUUAUCUGUCAGGUCUGCAGAAGGCUGGAGAACCAGACCUUGCGCUGUGGAUCGACACCCUUUGCAUGCCGGUGCAGGCGAAUUUGAAAGAACAGAGAAAGAAAGCGAUGGGCCUACUCAGUAAGACGUCCCAGGAAGCAGCAGCAGUAUUGGUGCUAGACCGGGAACUUCAGAAGCUCGACGAUCAACGGAUCUCGAUGCUAGAACAAAGCAUGAUGCUCGCAUUUGUUGGUUGGACUCGCCGUCUCUGGACUUUGCAGGAGGCGGCUCUUGCUAGGCGGCUCUACAUACAAACCCUCGGUGGGCCGUGUGAAGUGGAGAAUUCCAAGCCACCUGUAGACGACAAGGAACGCCUGACAUCCGACAUUUCUUUCCGGGAGAACAUCGAAAGCCUCAUGCGCGAUAGGAUUCCGCCGAUAUCAACCUUGCGGAAGUCUGUGUUCGAAAAAUCAGCAACUAUGUCUGUAACGACGACUGCUUUGCAGCGCCUCAGCUUCACUGUGAAACAUCGUUGCACGAGCAAGAUGGAGGAUGAAGCAAUCAUUCUAGGAAUCAUUCUAGGUCUUGAUGUCAAAGCCCUAUUGGACGCGGAAAACUUGGAUGACAGGAUGUCAAAGUUCCUAGCAAUGAUACGUGAAAUACCGUCAGACAUCAUCUUCGGAAACGUGGAGAGGAUUCAACAGGCUCCAUAUCGGUGGGCGCCGCGAUCUCUGCUCAACUUUCCAAUAUUCAACAUGCAGUCCUUUGGGCCUCCCGCAAUAUGUGACUCACGGGGGUUGCAUGCCCGAUACCAAGGGCUACUCCUCGAGAGCGCUUCACAUGCGCAAGCGGACGGAGGAAAGUACUACGCCUGCGAUCAAGUCUCUGGCAUGAAGUAUGAAUUUAGUAUACGAGAAAACCAGCCAGAUUUUGAGCUUUCAGAUACGCCUGCAUUGAUAUUCCGACCAUUCUUUAUCGGAGGGGAUACUGUGGUCGCGGACAUUGCACGCCGUUUGACUGAAAAAGACCAGACUAUACUGGAGGUCAAGGUAGUGGGUUAUUUGCAGAUGGUGGCGUCCGGUGGACUGGAUAUCACAGAUCGAAGGAUUUUGAAGGGCUCCCUGACAGAGAAAGAGCAGCGGUGGUGUAUAACAUGAUUUUCGUGUGAUUCAUUUCCUGCGCGAGCGUGAAGAGCGUGUAGCGCUGGAGUAAAGGGAUCCAUUUGUAUCCUAAAAUCACCAUAUUAGUUUGUCUUUGGAAGGACCAAUGGUCUGCUGAGCGGACGAUUUAUC
This is a messenger RNA of Somion occarium, 2951 nucleotides long. NCBI's taxonomy places the organism in Eukaryota, Fungi, Basidiomycota, Agaricomycetes, Polyporales, Cerrenaceae. The record is from the annotation of a GenBank genome assembly.